Molecule: messenger RNA, 1301 nt
Organism: Helianthus annuus (common sunflower)
Lineage: Eukaryota; Viridiplantae; Streptophyta; Magnoliopsida; Asterales; Asteraceae
Product: probable pectinesterase 29
Exons: 6
Coding region: 158-1264 (368 amino acids)
Biological process (GO): cell wall modification
Molecular function (GO): pectinesterase activity
Source: RefSeq, a predicted model, not a curated record
UAAAUAAAAUCUUCAUUAAUUAAAUCAUUUUAAAACAAGAAAGUAAUCGUUUAUUAUUCACUUUACAUUUAUAAAAACCUUUCAAUCUUCUCGUUUUAUAUAAAGACUAUAAAAACCUUUUUAACAACUAAACAUUUAAAUCCCAUAAACUAUAAACAUGUCAAUUCUUGCAAGAUUUGCACUUGUUCUAGUUUUGUUCAUCUGUUUGAGAGGAUCAGAAGGUGGUGUACAAACACCACCAUCGUGGGUUAGCGGCGGAGCAGCGGCAGCGGCGACAAAAUAUCAAACCAUCACUGUUGAUCAAUCCGGUGGGGGGAACUACACCACUAUUCAGUCUGCCAUUGAUGCCAUUCCUUUUGAUAAUAUGCAAUGGAUUUGUGUUUAUGUCAAAACUGGCAUUUACAAGUAUGUUUUUUUUUUCUAUUCUUUUUUUUUUCUUCAAAUAUCUUAUUUACGGGAACUUGAUAAAUCUCUUGUUAAAAUCCCAUAUGAUAAACCAAUGAUUUAUCUAAAAGGAGGUGGAAAAAGAAAAACAUAUGUUGUUUGGAAUGGCCAUAACUCCAUUGAAACCGAUGCAACUUUUAUUUCGGAAGCUGACAAUGUUGUUGUCAAGAGUAUCACUUUCAUCAAUUCUUACAACUACCCUUUGGCAAGCAAUGGCCACAACCCCAUUAUGCCCGCGGUUGCGGCAAAGAUCUCCGGUGACAAAUCGGCUUUUUAUCGUUGCGGUUUCAUGGGUGUUCAAGAUACUUUGUGGGAUGAUGCCGGUAGACAUUACUUUAAGUUGUGUUCGAUACGAGGUGCGGUUGAUUUCAUCAUGGGGUCCGGUCAAUCUAUAUACGAGAGGAGUACAAUUUCGGUAAUCGCGGGAUUCUUAAGUCCCCAACCGGGAUUUAUCACCGCCCAAUCGAGGGAUGCUGCUAGUGACCUAAACGGUUUCGUGUUUAAGGAUUGCAAUGUGGUUGGAAACGGCACAACUUAUUUGGGAAGACCAUGGCGCGGACAUGCUCGAGUUCUUUUCUAUAACUCGAGAUUGUCGAACAUUGUUGUUCCUCAAGGAUGGCUUGAUGGGGACUUCAUCGGCACCACAAUGAAAGAUUUGGUGUUCGCCGAGGAUGAAUGUAGGGGCGAUGGAUCGGAUACAUGGAGAAGAGUAUGGUGGAAAAGCAAGCUAAGCAAGGAGGAGAUACGGCGGUUAACGAGCAAGUCUUACAUUGAUGAAGAAGGUUGGAUUAAAAAUCAAGCUUUCAAUAUGUUAUCUUGAACUCCAACAAUUGUUUUAAUCUUGUUUUUGAGAUGUU